AUGACAGGCAGAGGUGGAGGUGCAGGUCGAAAGACCCUUCUGGCUCCAAUCCAUUUUAUUUUCAAACUCCUACAGCAGAGAUCCGUUGUUUCAAUAUGGCUCUAUGAACAGCUGGCGAUCCGGAUAGAAGGGAAAAUUCGGGGAUUCGACGAGUUUAUGAACCUGGUCGUCGAUGACGCGGUCGAAGUUCGUUUGGCAACGAAAACAGAGGAUGAAAAACGCAGACAACUUGGUAUGAGAGAUUACGAUUACCCAUUCGUUGAGGCGCUCGCUUCGUUAUCUACACAACGCUUACCUACCGUGCAGGUCAAAUUUUACUCAAAGGCGACAACGUUUCGUUGA
Messenger RNA from Histoplasma capsulatum G186AR, 342 nucleotides. Its product is annotated as mRNA splicing protein SME1. The record is from RefSeq and is a predicted model, not a curated record. Gene Ontology annotation, cellular component: U4 snRNP; U4/U6 x U5 tri-snRNP complex; precatalytic spliceosome. Gene Ontology annotation, biological process: spliceosomal snRNP assembly; mRNA splicing, via spliceosome. The transcript has 2 exons. Lineage: Eukaryota; Fungi; Ascomycota; Eurotiomycetes; Onygenales; Ajellomycetaceae. Bases 1 to 342 code for a protein of 113 amino acids.